UGCCCGCAGCAAUCAGCUGUUGCUCUGUUAAUGUUUUUGUUGUGUGGCUUCCUUAGAGGCGUAGUUUUUUGUUGAUAACUACAUUACUCAUAGCUGAUCCGGACAAAUGGCGCUGGUGGAUCACGACUCCUGGGACAUCGAGUACGAGGGAUGCGAGCGCUUGCGCCAUCAGCUGCUGGUGCACCUUAACCAGCGCCAGCAGCUAAAUUCGAGGGCGAGCGAGUACGACCGACUGACGGCCAGUAUUGAGUCCGGGCUGGAGCAGUUGUCGAAAGAUAUGAAGCACCUGAAGGUCGUGCUGGACAACGCCAUCACCUGGGAGACGAGCCCGGAGGAAGAGCUGCAGCAGCGGCGCAUCGACUGGGACCGACUCACCUCGCAGCUGCGAGAGAUCCGCGAGAAGUUCACAAAGAGCUCGCGAUCCAAAGACGUGACCACCGCCUCCGGAUCCGCUUGGCAGGAUCAGGACCUCGUCUCGGGUCAAGGCAGUUCUUCGCGAGAUACUGCCUUGGACGUGGAAACCCUAAAGCAGCGAAAAAUCGAGAUGUUGGAGCAACAAAACCAAGGACUCGAGGUUUUAUCAGCCACAUUGUCUAGGCAGCGCCAACUCGCCACACAACUGGGUAACGAGGUGGAGGAUCAGAACAACAUCCUGGACAACUUGGCCAAUGCUAUGGACCGCGUGGAGACGGGCGUGCAACGGGAAACUCAGAGUAUUGGACAAGUUAACAGGCGGGACAGCACCUGGGGUUACUGGCUGGUUAUUAUCGCCUUGUUCGUAGCUAUUAUCGUGGUGGUUUUUGUCUAGUGGCCACAUUUCAUUCCAGUUGUUAAACGUCAUUGCUUUAUACUGUGACCCUUGUGGAAUGUCUGUCGUUUACCAAAAGUUUGAUUAUUUAUACACCAAUUAAAGUAGUAUUUAUAAGUA
Molecule: messenger RNA, 928 nt
Organism: Drosophila rhopaloa
Lineage: Eukaryota; Metazoa; Arthropoda; Insecta; Diptera; Drosophilidae
Product: syntaxin-8
Exons: 2
Coding region: 107-808 (233 amino acids)
Biological process (GO): vesicle fusion; intracellular protein transport
Cellular component (GO): endomembrane system; SNARE complex
Molecular function (GO): SNAP receptor activity; SNARE binding
Source: RefSeq, a predicted model, not a curated record